Molecule: messenger RNA, 2305 nt
Organism: Ogataea polymorpha
Lineage: Eukaryota; Fungi; Ascomycota; Pichiomycetes; Pichiales; Pichiaceae
Exons: 1
Coding region: 24-2267 (747 amino acids)
Biological process (GO): SCF-dependent proteasomal ubiquitin-dependent protein catabolic process; protein ubiquitination
Cellular component (GO): SCF ubiquitin ligase complex
Molecular function (GO): ubiquitin protein ligase binding
Source: RefSeq, a predicted model, not a curated record
AAAACUCCUCUCUUGAUUCGUUCAUGUAUACACAGACAUACACCAAAGUUUACGACUACUGUACUGCUGCAUCUUCAAGGAGACCUACGGCAUCGAGCGUUGGAGGGGGUCCUGGAGAUGGUUCUGUCAGAUUGGUUGGUGGGGAACUCUAUGCCAAACUCAAGACCUAUUUGAAACAUUACCUGGAGAAUCUGAAACAGAAGGAAGGUGAGUCUUUCCUUCAGUUCUAUAUCAGGACCUGGGAACGGUAUCUAAUUGGAUCCACAAGGCUGAACGAUGUCCUCGACUACAUAAAUAGAUACUGGGUCACCAAAGAACGAGGUGAUGGUCACAGAGAAAUAUACGACAUUCUCAGUCUGUGUUUACUUUCCUGGAGAGAUUACAAGUUUCACACAAAUUUAGACAUAUUGAUGUCAGAGAUCAUGGAGCAGAUUCGCGAUCAACGACUGAACAAAAUCGAUUCUAUUGGAAACUUAAGUGUGGCCAUCAAAUCCUUUGUCCUUCUAGGAUUUGACGUGAACGAUCUGAAGAAGCAGAACCUAUCUGUCUACAUUAACGAUUUCGAGAAAUCUUUUUUGACGGAAACAUACAAUUUCUACGCUGAGGAAUCUCAAAAUUUCAUCAAGGAGUACGGAGUUGUUAAUUACCUGGUGAAAGCAGAGCAGAGGAUAGAGGAAGAGCUGAAGAGACUCGAAGAGCUAAACGAUCAUACGAGAAGGCCAUUAAACGAUUGUUUGAAUGAGGUUUUGAUAACUAACCAUGCAGAUGUCAUUCGCUCAGAACUAACUCCAUUACUUGACCAGGAAAGAUAUUCUGAUAUCAGAAGAAUGCACCACCUUUUGAAAAGAGUGCCAAUGACAAUAGACCCACUUUUGCAGCAAUUCCAAGCGUACAUCAGACAACAGGGUCUUAAUGCUGUUGAAGAGCUCAAGUUGCAGCUUGAGGCACAACAAAAGGAACAGAGUGUGGAAGAAGAUGGAAAACCUAAAUCAAAGAAAGGGCUUGCAUAUGAUGUCGAUGCAAAGACGUAUAUUCAGACGCUUUUGAAAGUUUACCACAAAUUUCAAAAUGUGGUGAAGGAAUCCUUUGAAAACAACGAGGCAUUUGUGAAGGCUUUAGACAGCGCAUGCCAAUCCUUCAUAAACUAUAACCCAAUUGCUACCCCUAAAGACAAAUCCAAAUCCAAGACACCAGAUCUUCUUGCCAAAUAUGCGGACGAGAUGCUUAGGAAGAAACCUGAGGAUAUGUCUGUUGACGAGCUCAUGACAGUUUUCAAGUUCAUUGAUGACAAGGAAAGUUUUGAGGUCUGGUACAGGAGGUUCCUCUCCAAGAGAUUGAUGGGUUCGACAAUGACACCAGAAGACGGCGAAAGGGAGGAACUGAUCAUUGGCAAGUUGAGAUCGGCCAACACGCAGGAAUACACAAACAAAAUCACCAACAUGUUCAACGAUAUUAGAGUUUCGCGGGACCUCGGUGCCUUGUACAAAGAAACCAUCAUGCAGGAGCCUAAUCCUAAAGAGUAUGUUUCCGAUUUGGAACCGCGGAUUCUGGACUCUGGUGCUUGGCAGUCCAUUUUCAAUAAGAGCAACGAAUCUAUUUUGCUGCCACCAAUGCUAAUCAACACACAAGAGAAGUUCGCUUCUAUAUAUCAGUCGAAGUUCCCUGGACGGCAGCUCAGCUGGAUUUGGAAUCGGUCCAAAGUCGAGCUGAAAGCUAACAUUUCCAAACCUGGGAAGCCUCCAUUUUUGUUCACUGUCACUCUUUUCCAGAUGGCCAUUUUGUACCCAUUCAACGAAGCAGAUACGCUGAGCGUUGCUGAGUUACUAGAGGCCACUGCUGCUCCGGUGGAUGUGUUCAAGGCCAACAUCGUUCCCUUAGUUAAGAACAAACUUUUGAUUCAGAAUCCUCCAGGCGAGGAAGCUAUCACGAAGCCUCAUACAACUUUCACCAUCGUGAAGGAAUAUACAUCCAAGCGUAUCAAAGUGAAUUUCGCAUCUGGGGUGAAACUAACAGAUUCGAAGAAUGAAGAGAAGGACACAAACACCGAGAUUCAAAUGCGCCAUCACGGUAUUUUGAAGGCUUCUAUCGUGAGGGUGAUGAAAGCUAGAAAACAUUACAAGCACGAGCAGCUAACGAAUGAGGUUUACAAGAUGAUCGAUCGGUUCAAGCCUACUGUGGCGGACAUCAAGAAAGCGAUUGAGGUACUUAUCGAUGAGCAGUAUCUUGCACGAGACAGCGAAGGCACAGGGUAUGAAUAUUUAUCAUAGCAUCAUAUAAUACCUGUUUUAGAAAAUUUAUAUUCGGC